AUGGCUACUUUGCCAGGAACGGUUCCAAGGAUGGUUCGGCCAGCACCGGGCCAGAACUACCCCCGCACUGGAUUUCCCCUGGAAGUGUCCACCCCGCUGGGUCAGGGUCGGGUGAACCAGCUUGGUGGUGUGUUUAUCAACGGGAGGCCUUUACCCAACCACAUUCGCCACAAGAUCGUGGAGAUGGCGCAUCAUGGCAUCCGACCCUGCGUCAUCUCCCGCCAGCUGCGCGUUUCUCACGGCUGCGUCUCCAAAAUCCUGUGUCGGUACCAGGAGACUGGAUCCAUCCGACCCGGCGCUAUAGGAGGAAGUAAACCCAGGCAGGUGGCAACGCCUGAUGUGGAGAAGAGAAUAGAAGAAUAUAAGCGGGAGAACCCGGGCAUGUUCAGCUGGGAGAUCCGGGAUAAACUGCUGAAGGACGGGGUGUGUGAUAGAAGCACUGUUCCUUCAGGUGAGGCUUCAUCUGUGAGUUCCAUUAGUCGGGUUUUGAGAGCACGUUUUGGAAAGAAGGAUGACGAUGAUGACUGUGAUAAGAAGGAUGAAGAUGGAGAAAAGAAAACUAAGCACAGUAUCGACGGGAUUCUCGGAGACAGAGGUAAUCGUACAGAUGAAGGUUCAGAUGUGGAGUCAGAGCCGGAUCUGCCGCUGAAGAGGAAGCAGAGACGGAGUCGCACCACGUUCACUGCUGAACAGCUGGAGGAGCUGGAAAAAGCCUUUGAGAGAACACACUACCCAGACAUCUACACCCGAGAGGAGCUCGCCCAGAGGACCAAACUCACUGAGGCUCGGGUGCAGGUGUGGUUCAGCAACCGACGAGCCAGAUGGCGCAAACAGGCUGGAGCCAAUCAGCUGGCAGCAUUCAACCACUUGUUGCCUGGAGGUUUUCCACCUACUGGAAUGCCAACCCUGCCUACCUAUCAGCUUCCAGAGACCAACUAUCAUAGCACAGCACUUUCCCAGGAUUGCAGUAGCACUCUGCAUCGACCACAGCCUCUACCACCCUCAUCCAUGCAUCAGGGUGGGCUUUCAGCUGACAGUAGCUCUGCCUAUGGUCUCUCAUCCAAUCGUCACACCUUCUCCAGCUACUCAGAAACCUUCAUGAACCCCUCAGCUUCGAGCAACCACAUGAAUCCAGUCAGCAACGGCCUCUCACCACAGGUGAUGAGCAUCUUGGGAAACCCAAACGCUGUUGCCUCUCAGCCACAGCAUGAUUUCUCCAUCUCACCACUCCACAGCAGCCUGGAUGCCUCCAGCUCAAUUUCAGGCAGCUGCAGCCAGCGCUCGGACCCCAUCAAGAACGUGGAGAGCCUGGCCUCAACUCAGUCUUACUGCCCUCCCACUUACAGUGCUACAAGCUACAGCAUGGACCCCGUCACAGCUGGCUACCAGUAUAGCCAGUAUGGCCAAAGUGCGGUGGACUACCUGGCUAAGAACGUGAGUCUGUCCACCCAGAGGAGGAUGAAGCUGAGUGAUCACUCUGCUGUACUUGGGUUGCUACAGGUGGAGACAGGACAGGCCUACUGA
Trichomycterus rosablanca is the source of this 1524-nucleotide messenger RNA. RefSeq names its product paired box 7a (gene pax7a). Gene Ontology annotation, biological process: anatomical structure development; regulation of transcription by RNA polymerase II. Bases 1 to 1524 code for a protein of 507 amino acids. The transcript has 9 exons. NCBI's taxonomy places the organism in Eukaryota, Metazoa, Chordata, Actinopteri, Siluriformes, Trichomycteridae. Gene Ontology annotation, molecular function: RNA polymerase II cis-regulatory region sequence-specific DNA binding; DNA-binding transcription factor activity, RNA polymerase II-specific. The record is from RefSeq and is a predicted model, not a curated record.